GACGGGCUAAGCGCCCCCCCCCCCCCCCGCGCCUCCUCCGCCCCCCCCGGUGCCUGGACCGGGGAUGGGGAACGUGGAGAGCGCGGAUGGGGAGGCGCUGCCCCGGGGACCGGGAACGGCGGCGGCCCCCGGGGGACCCGGGUUGCUCGCCCCCGGUAAGAUGCCGAUGCCGGAGCCUUGCGAGCUGGAGGAGCGCUUUGCCUUGGUGCUGAGCUCCAUGAACCUCCCCCCGGACAAAGCCCGGCUGCUGCGCCAGUACGACAACGAGAAGAAGUGGGACCUCAUCUGCGACCAGGAACGAUUCCAGGUGAAAAGCCCCCCCCACGCCUACAUCCAGAAACUGCGCAGCUUCUUGGAACCGGGGGUGACGCGGAAGAAAUUCAGGAGGAGAGUGCAGGAGUCGACAAAGGUCCUGCGGGAACUGGAGAUCAGCCUGAGGACCAACCACAUCGGGUGGGUGCGCGAGUUCCUCAACGAUGAGAACAAAGGACUGGAUGUGCUGGUGAACUACCUGUCCUUCGCCCAGUGCGCCGUCAUGUUGGAUUUGGAGGGCCUGGAAGGCGGCGAGGACGGCGCGCUGGAGAAGUUGCGCGUCUGGAGCAGAUCCAUCGAGGAUCUGCAGCCCCCCAGCGCCCUGCCCGCCCCCUUCGCCAGCAGCCUCGCCCGCUCGGCACGCCAGACCGCCCUACGUUACGGCACGCUGCCGAGCCGCAGGGCGCUGAAGAACUCGCGUUUGGUGAGCCAGAAGGAUGACGUCCACCUCUGCAUCAUGUGUCUGAGGGCCAUCAUGAACUACCAGUACGGCUUCAAUCUGGUGAUGUCCCAUCCUCACGCCGUCAACGAGAUCGCUCUGAGCCUCAAUAACAAAAACCCCAGGACGAAGGCGCUGGUGCUGGAGCUGCUGGCGGCCGUGUGCCUGGUGAGGGGCGGCCACGAGAUCAUCCUCGCCGCCUUCGACAACUUCAAGGAGGUCUGCAAAGAGAAGCACCGCUUCGAGCGGCUGAUGGACUACUUCCGCAACGAGGACAGCAGCAUCGACUUCAUGGUGGCCUGCAUGCAGUUCAUCAACAUCGUGGUGCAUUCAGUGGAAGACAUGAAUUUCCGCGUCCAUCUCCAGUAUGAGUUCACCAAACUGGGGCUGGAGGAGUUCCUGCAGAAGUCGAGGCAUACGGAGAGCGAGAAGCUGCAGGUGCAGAUCCAGGCGUACUUGGACAAUGUUUUCGAUGUCGGAGGUCUGCUGGAGGAUGCUGAGACCAAGAACGUGGCUCUGGAGAAGGUGGAGGAGCUGGAGGAGCAUCUAUCCCACCUGACGGAGAAGCUGCUGGACCUGGAGAACGAGAACAUGAUGCGCGUGGCGGAGCUGGAGAAGCAACUGCUGCAGCGCGAGAAGGAACUGGAGGUGGUCAAGGAGACCUUCGAGCACACGAGCCACCAGGUGCACACGCUGCGGCGGUUGAUCAAGGAGAAGGACGAGGCUUUCCGGCGGCGUUACGGCUCCGAGCCGCCCCCCCCGACCCCCGGCACCGAACCCCCUCCCCAGCCCGACCCCCUGCCCCCAGAUGAGCCCCCCCGGCUCCCCGUCCCCCCCCCGGUGGAGUCUGCGCCCCCAGCGCCCCCACCGCCACCCCCCCUGCCGCCCCCCGCGCCCCCGCUGCCAGGGAAGUGUCCCCCAGCUCCGCCGCUGCCCGGGGCCUCUCCCUCCAUCACCCUCACCGUCGGGCUCUCGGCCAUUCGGAUCAAGAAGCCCAUCAAGACCAAGUUCCGCUUGCCCGUCUUCAACUGGACGGCGUUGAAGCCCAACCAGAUCAGCGGGACGGUGUUCAGCGAGUUGGAUGACGAGCGGGUGCUGGAGGACCUCGACCUGGAACGCUUCGAGGAGCUCUUCAAGACCAAGGCGCAGGGCCCAGCCCUCGACCUCGUCUGUGCCAAGAACAAGGCGUCGCAGAAGGUGGCCAGCAAGGUGACGCUGCUGGAGGCCAACCGCGCCAAGAACCUGGCCAUCACCCUGCGCAAGGCGGGCCGCAGCGCCGAGGAGAUCUGCAGGGCCAUCCACACGUUUGAUCUGACGACGGUGCCGGUGGACUUUGUGGAGUGCCUGAUGCGGUUUCUGCCGACGGAGGCGGAGGUGAAGGCGCUGCGGCAGUACGAGCGGGAGCGCAAACCGCUGGAGGAGCUGGCGGACGAGGAUCGCUUCAUGCUGCAGUUCAGCAAGGUGGAACGGCUGCCGCAGCGCAUGGCCAUCAUGGCCUUCCUCGGCAACUUCACCGAGAACCUCCAGAUGCUGACACCGCAACUCAACGCCAUCAUCGCAGCCUCAGCCUCCGUCAAGUCCUCGCAGAAGCUGAAGCGGAUGCUGGAGAUCAUCUUAGCGUUGGGCAACUACAUGAACAGCAGCAAACGCGGCGCCGUCUACGGCUUCAAACUGCAGAGCUUGGACCUGCUCCUGGACACGAAGUCAACAGACAGGAAGAUGACGCUGCUGCAUUUCAUCGCAUUGACCGUACGGGAGAAGUACCCGGAGCUGUCGACCUUUUGGCAGGAGCUGCACUUUGUGGAGAAGGCGGCUGCAGUGUCCCUGGAGAACGUGCUGCUCGACGUCAAGGAGCUUGGCCGGGGCAUGGAGCUGCUGCGGCGGGAGUGCGGACUGCACGAGCACGGCGUGCUGCGCGCCUUCCUGGCCGCCAGCGAGGGCAAACUGGAGCGGCUGCAGAAGGACGCACGCACAGCCGAGGACGCAUACAACGCCGUUGUGCGUUAUUUCGGCGAGAGCCCCAAGACCACUCCCCCGUCCGUCUUUUUCCCGGUUUUCGCGCGUUUUAUCCGCUCCUAUAAGGACGCGGAGCAGGAGAAUGAGAUGAGGAAGAAGCAGGAGGAGGUGAUGCGGGAGAAGCUGUUGGCACAGGAGGCAAAGAAGCAGGAGAAGCGGAACAAGUGGCAGCAGCAGGAACUGAUCGCUGAGCUGCGCCGCCGUCAGGCCAAGGACCACCGCCCCGUCUACGAGGGCAAGGACGGCACCAUCGAGGACAUCAUCACCGCGCUGAAGAGCGUCCCCUUCACCGCCCGCACCGCCAAGCGGGGCUCUCGCUUCUUCUGCGACCCGUCCCACCACGACGAGUCCACCUGUUAGCCCCCAGCGCGACGGUGGAUCCGCCUGUAGCCAAGCAAGGGACCCAGGGGACAGCAUCAUCCUCACAGACGACAUCCCCGUCCCCCCCAAACUGGGGGGAACCCUGUGGCUGGGACCCCCUCCCCACAGCAGGGGCCAAAUCCUGCCCAUGGCUGCGGUGGGGGCUGAACCCAUGGGGUGCCCCCGCUCCGCAUCGGGGGUCCCCCGGGGGGCGAGGGGGGGUCAGAGCCCCUGCGUCCCACCAUAGGGACCCCCCCAACCCCGCGCUCGUCACUUUGACCACUGAUAUCAACACUAAUUGCCAAAAAAAGGGACCAAAGCCAGGCUGGGGUUGAGGGGUGGGGGGGUGCAGAAUGGCCCCCUUUCUUCCCCCUCCCCAGAAUUCCAUCCCCCACCCCAAAAUUCCAAACUCCUCUCCCAGU
Cuculus canorus (common cuckoo) is the source of this 3549-nucleotide messenger RNA. It is a transcript of the gene FMNL3, whose product is annotated as formin like 3. The record is from RefSeq and is a predicted model, not a curated record. The transcript is spliced from 28 exons. Gene Ontology annotation, molecular function: actin filament binding; small GTPase binding. Gene Ontology annotation, cellular component: cytosol. NCBI's taxonomy places the organism in Eukaryota, Metazoa, Chordata, Aves, Cuculiformes, Cuculidae. The coding region runs from base 65 to 3127 and encodes 1020 amino acids. Gene Ontology annotation, biological process: cortical actin cytoskeleton organization; regulation of cell shape; cell migration.